CGAAUGUGACCAAAAAUAGCAAAAUAUGCGGUGGAAUAUUUUUUCAUUAUCAUUUAGUUUCCCCUUAAAAAUGGCAGUGAAAGUGACAGAGAGCGGGAACGCGUAGCUCUUUCUCCUUCAUCUCUGCUUUACUUUGCUUGUGCUGACAGUCAUUUCUCAUCUUUCGCUUAAAUACCAAGCCAUUUCCCAUUUCUCGAGAUCUGAGCUUCUUUCUUUCUCUCUUUUCUAGCUUCCUCUUUCACUUUCCCUCUUCUAAUUUUCCCAGGUAGAAAACAUGGUUUCUCCCAUUGAGACUGAGACUGAGAAACAGACACAGGAGAAUGAAAAGCCGACGUACAAGUACUCCAGGCAUCCGCGUCUGAAUGAGAGAAUUCUUUCGUCCAUGACCCGAAGAUCAGUUGCUGCACACCCUUGGCAUGAUCUUGAGAUAGGUCCUGGAGCUCCUGUAAUCUUCAACUGUGUCAUUGAAAUAGCUAGAGGGAGUAAGGUCAAAUAUGAACUAGACAAAAAGACUGGUUUAAUUAAGGUUGAUCGUAUCCUUUAUUCAUCAGUUGUAUAUCCCCACAACUAUGGAUUCAUCCCUCGAACACUUUGUGAAGACAGUGACCCCAUGGAUGUCUUGGUUAUCAUGCAGGAGCCUGUUCUUCCAGGAUGCUUCUUGCGGGCAAAAGCUAUUGGAUUGAUGCCUAUGAUUGAUCAGGGGGAGAAAGAUGACAAAAUAAUUGCUGUUUGUGCUGACGAUCCAGAGUACCGACAUUACAAUGACAUCAAGGAGCUCCCACCACAUCGUUUGGCUGAAAUACGUCGCUUCUUUGAAGAUUAUAAGAAAAACGAAAACAAGGAAGUUGCGGUUGAUGAUUUUCUGCCUUCUGCAUCAGCUCACGAGGCAAUCCAGUAUUCCAUGGAUCUUUAUGCAAAUUAUGUUGUGGAGACAUUGAGGCAGUAGUAUUCCUUCAUCGACUGCAUAUACGUGGAAGUUUUGUAUUAUAAGCUUCUUAUACUGAAAUUUUUUCAAAUGGCUGUAUACCGUCUUCUGUUGAAAUGAGAAACAGUAAUGUAGAAACCUUGGUAACACUCAUUAAAUGCUUAUUAUCCAAGCUGAAUGCUUACAUGUGUGUAAUAACAAUCAUAAGCGUUGUAAUAGUCCUCAAUUUCUUAUAUGAAUUGCCUUUCUUCAGUA
Chenopodium quinoa (quinoa) is the source of this 1180-nucleotide messenger RNA. RefSeq names its product soluble inorganic pyrophosphatase 1-like. Gene Ontology annotation, biological process: phosphate-containing compound metabolic process. Bases 275 to 946 code for a protein of 223 amino acids. Gene Ontology annotation, cellular component: cytoplasm. NCBI's taxonomy places the organism in Eukaryota, Viridiplantae, Streptophyta, Magnoliopsida, Caryophyllales, Amaranthaceae. The transcript is spliced from 9 exons. The record is from RefSeq and is a predicted model, not a curated record. Gene Ontology annotation, molecular function: inorganic diphosphate phosphatase activity; magnesium ion binding.